AUGGGACUCACGCUCUCCACCUCCCAAAAGUUUGUGUACCGGCGCCUGAAAGACUUCAUUAUUGAGCACGGUCACCCACUGGAUAAAAAAUCAGCAAAAGCCCUCGCCAAAUGGCUGGAUAGCCACCACCAUCACGUUAAUGAUGACACCACGUUCGAUGAGUGGCAAAAAAUAGGCUUCCAGCUGUGGCGAGAGGGUGAAAGGGGUGACCGGCUCGCCAAAAAGGCGCAGAUAGCCUGGAGGCUUGUUCUGAUGGUGCUACAGCACCAGAUGAUGAGCAAGAAGAGCGGCAGUAACAACGAAGAAGCCGACUCCUCCAAGAUCACGCAGGAAAGCAAAGAAAACACGGACAGAGACACUUUUUACACGGACACGGACACGCACACAACAGAUAGAGACACUGAAAAACCCGGGAAGAAGGGAGGGAGAAAAGGAAGACAUCAAAGCACACAAAAUGGCGGGCAGGAGUCAAGCAAAGAUCAAGAUGGCGGGAGGGCGCGAAGAAGGGGAUCGCGGCGACUUAACAGCGACGAGGAGGCGGGGCCCCUGGUAGCGCGGGAAAGAUCUAGGCGCGAAAAGCGGAGGCGGGACUCUAGACCGUCUCCCUCCCGGAAGCCACGAGGUUCAGUGGGUGGGGCCAGGGCGAAGGCCACACCCAACUUCCACCAAGAUGGCUGCGCCCAUAAGGCCCGAGCCACCGAGGCCUACCCCGCCUGCCGGCAUUCCAACCCUGACUGUCACUGGGCACCAUCCCUCCCGGAGGAGCCGUCCACCGCUCCGGACAUUUGGAAAACCUUCCGGGAGGACGCAGCAAGUGCCCAGGACGUCGAAUUUCUAAAGGCCUUCCCAGUUUAUUAUGAGGAAGGGAAGCCCCCAGAGUGGCGUCCCAUCUCAUACCCGAUGUUGAAAGACAUCAAAAAAGCCAUCGUAGAGUAUGGGUUGGGCGCGCCGUUCACCAUCGGACUUUUAGAGUCUUUUUUUCUUGCAUAUACCCUCAUUCCCUUUGACGUAUGGGCGAUCAUGGGAGGCCUGCUGACCACCGUGCAGGCCUCCGUGUUCGAGGCGGAGUGGAGGAAAAAAAUUAUAGCUUUCGUGAACGACAAGAUGGAUAGGAGAGGUCUUCCCCCACGGCAGGCGGUAGACAUGCUUUAUGGGGAAGGUGGUUACACGCGAAGAGGGGAUCAAGCUAAAUUAGACCCCAAAUUGUUAGAUAUCAGCAAAGAAUUGGCAUUAGAAGCCCUGAAGAAGGUGGCCGACGCAUAUGUGCCGACCCCCUCCUUUACAAUGAUUAACCAGGGCAUAAAAGAAUCUUUCACCGAUUUUAUAACCAGGCUUAAAGAGGCGAUUGCCAGGCAGGUCCCUCAAAAAGAGUGCCAGGAAAUUUUGUUUAAUAAAUUGGUAAUCGAAAAGGCCAAUGAGGACUGCCAGAGAGCUUUAAAGCUGCUCAAAAAUCCCACUCUUUUAGAAAUGAUCGAAGCGUGUAAGAAUAUUGGAUCCCAAUCCCAUAAAGCACGCCUACUGGCUGCCGCCUUUACAGGCCCGAACCAUUGCUUCGAAUGUGGGGAGAAGGGGCAUUUCAAAAAACAUUGCCCUCGCCUGUCCGCGUCCACACCCAAUCUCCCGAAAACUGUGUGUAAAAGGUGUGGAAAGGGGCGGCACUGGACAGCCAGCUGCCGUUCCCUCACGGACAUAAAUGGCGAACCUCUCCCACCAUCCCGUUCACGAAACCUAAAGAGACGGGUCACCUUUUCCUCCCUCCCAGAUAUCAGGCGUUACACUGAGGAACAGUCGGGAAACGGGGAGCAGAGCGCCCGGGGGGGCGCGAUGACACAAGUGACCCCCCAACUGCGCUCUGCUCUGCGCACGGCCUCCCAGCCGAACCUUCACCAAGAGUAA
This is a messenger RNA of Chiroxiphia lanceolata (lance-tailed manakin), 1896 nucleotides long. Its product is annotated as endogenous retrovirus group K member 10 Gag polyprotein-like. Gene Ontology annotation, molecular function: zinc ion binding; nucleic acid binding. NCBI's taxonomy places the organism in Eukaryota, Metazoa, Chordata, Aves, Passeriformes, Pipridae. Gene Ontology annotation, biological process: viral process. The transcript has 2 exons. The coding region runs from base 1 to 1896 and encodes 631 amino acids. The record is from RefSeq and is a predicted model, not a curated record.